AUGCAGACCAUUGGACCCAUUCCAAUUGAUGAUAAUGUUGGCAAAGAAACUGUUCUACAUUAUGAUACAAAUAUAGAAAAUGCAUCAAAAUUUUAUACGGAUGCUAAUGGACGUGAAGUACUCGAAUGUAUACGUAACUCUCGACCAACAUGGAAUUAUUCAGUAGUUGAAACUAUCAACGGCAAUUAUUAUCUAAUUAAUAGUCGUAUUUGGAUUCAAGAUGAUCAAGGUCAAUUGACUAUACUCACCAAUCGAUCCGAAGGUGGUGGCAGUAUCCGUGAUGGAUCAAUGGAACUUAUGAUUCAUCGUCGCACACUCUACGAUGAUUCACUCGGUGUAGAUGAACCAUUAAAUGAAACAGCUUAUAAUCAAGGUCUUGUCGUGCGUGACAAACAUAUUCUCAUUUUUUAA
Messenger RNA from Rotaria sordida, 411 nucleotides. Lineage: Eukaryota; Metazoa; Rotifera; Eurotatoria; Philodinida; Philodinidae. The record is from the annotation of a GenBank genome assembly.